Filobasidium floriforme is the source of this 3380-nucleotide messenger RNA. RefSeq lists its product as uncharacterized. Bases 55 to 3150 code for a protein of 1031 amino acids. Lineage: Eukaryota; Fungi; Basidiomycota; Tremellomycetes; Filobasidiales; Filobasidiaceae. The transcript is spliced from 7 exons. Gene Ontology annotation, cellular component: mRNA cleavage and polyadenylation specificity factor complex. Gene Ontology annotation, molecular function: RNA binding. The record is from RefSeq and is a predicted model, not a curated record.
UACCACUCACCAACCCACCACUAGCGAUUGCUUCCAGGUCACUCGACGCCCAAGAUGGACAUGGAUGACGACGACGCCUUUUUGUACGGCGACGAAGAGCCGGCGGACGAGGUCGAGGUCAAGCAGGAGCAACAACCCGCGGGAGCUCCUUUUCAAGCUGGCAAAGAUGCAUCAUCUUCACGAAAGACUGAAGAGCCGAAUGACGAACUAGACGACAUUUACGGCGAAGAUCCGACAUCUACAUCUGCACCUCAAACGGAAGAUCUCCCACAGGCGCAAGUCCAGGGUCAGGGACGAGCUGGGGCACAAGCUGAAGCUGGAGGCGGUCGAGCAGCACCGGGGGUCGCACCGGGUUACAGCUUGGAGAACGCUUUACACUCCAAUCCCGCUGGUGCAAGUGCAAGUGGACGAGAGACAGGGGGCAAUGAUAAUCAGGGCAAUGAAGUAGAUAAGGAGGAAGAUAUGGAAGAAGAUAUGGACGAAGAUAUGGACGAAGAUGAUGAUGACGAAGGAGAUGAGAGCGAAGAUGAAGACGAAGACGACGGGUUGGAGAUCUUGAUGAACGCCCCGCAGAGGAGUGUUGAUUUCAGGAACCAACAAGCUCUCCGCAAUCAGGGACCGGCGAUGAACAUCGCCGUGAGCGGGAUGGGGAUGAAUGCGGCUACUCUGGCGGCUCCACCGGUCGCAACCGCAACAUCGGCACUAGCGACGACGGCGACAGCGGCGGCGGGUACGGGUGCAGCUCCGUCAACAGCAUCGACGAAUGGGACGGGGAUGGUGACGGCGGGCUCUAUGACGGAUUAUACGCCUUUGGAACGAGGAGCUCCGGUUCCUACUCGGCCCGUCCACCAGACCUCAUCCACUCCUGUAGGACAAACUCAACCUCAAGGUCAAGGUCUCGGUCAAACGCAAUCUCAGCCGAUAUUGGGCGAACACACCGCCGAGACGGACCCGACCGGUCCUCCGGUCGCCCCACUCGACCCGACCUCGACCGCCCAGAUGGUAGUGCCCGAAUCAGACCUACCUGUCCCACACGCCCCUUCCACUCACCCGGCCGUACCCGACCCAGAAUCGUUCGCCCUCAAACCUCCGACGUUACCUAACGGGAAGAAUAUCUACGAAUACGACCUGGCCGUGCUGAAGUCGACGGGCCAGCCUUGGAGACGCCCAGGAAGCGAUCUGAGCAAGUGGUUCAACUACGGGUUUGAUGAGGAUUCGUGGAGCAGGUAUUUGGGGUGGAGACAGGGGAUGACGAGCGGGGUGGAGGUUGUCAAGGGGAUGAAGCCGGGGGACGCGUUGCAGGAUGACGUAGCGGACUUGUUGAGGGUGCCCAGGGCGGUACCUGGACAGAUGGAGAACCAGGGAGGCGCCACUCCGGGCAACAACGAUUCCAGCAAUAACAACGCCCCCAACAACAACGACGCGAAUCAGGCGAACAACAUGUCCAUGAUGGGUAUGGGCAUGGGCAUGGGUAUGCCCGAUGGAAUGCAGAUGAGCAUGCCGGACAUGUUUAACCAGAUGAACCAGAUGGGUAUGGAUCCGGCGGCCAUGAUGGGGAUGCCGAUGAUGCAAGGUAUGCAGGGGAUGCAAGGUGGUGGGAUGGAUUUCGCGCAGAUGGCAGGGAUGAUGAACAACAUGUUUGGAGCCGGGGGUCAGCCGCAACAACAGCAGCAACAGCAGCAACAGCAGCAACAUCAACAACAUCAACAGGUACAACAAGGUGGACAGGGAACGCCGGGACAGGGCGGGGAGACGGUCAAGCAGGAGGAAGGUGACGUCAAGACGGAAGCAACGCCGCAAAAUCAGGGCGACGGUAAUGACACACAACCCAAUCCGAUGGGCAUGCCUGGAAUGAUGCCCAACAUGGCCGGGUUCGGUGGACCGGACGGAGGGUUCCCGAAUUUUGCGGGGAUGAACAUGAUGCCCGGGAUGAACAUGCCCGGCGCAGCAGAAUUCGGCAUGUCGCCCAUGGGCAUGCCUAUGCCUCAGGGCCAGAUGGGGAACCUCAAUACACCUAUGGGCCAACAGCCAGGUAUGCCGAGGAACGCGCCUAUCGUGCCUGGUGCGCCGACUGGGCCGGCAGGUGGGUUCAGAGGGUCGAUCAGAGGUCGAGGAGGUGCGGUCCGCGGGAUGGGCGCUUUCAGGGGUCGUGGUGGAGCUCCUCCUACCGGACCUCGUAACGCCGGACCGCCAGCAAACGUUCCUACUGGACCCAAAGCCGGUCGACCCCAACGUGAUCGCGAUAGAAUGGUGGAUAGUAGCAAGGUCGAGCUCGAUUAUGGUGCCGAGUUUGGAGGCGGAGCCGAGUCAUCUGUCGCGGAGACUUCUCGACGGGGCGAUCGUACGGGAGAGGACGGAGAUAGGAGGGAGAGGCGAGCUGGUCGGGAUCUUGACCGAGAUGAUCCUCGUGAUCGAGAUAGGUCGAGAACCGAGCGCAAGGACAGCGAACGCAAAGACAGCGAGCGCAAGGAAAGUGAGCGUGAAAAGGAGGUCGAAAAGACGGAAAGUCGAUCGGGCUCGCGACGUGGAUCUCCUAGCAGGCGGAACUCGGUCGCUUCGGAAGCCAAGGUAGCGGUUCCGGAUACGGUGGUCGAGGAGGACGACAGUUCCAGCCGCACGCGCGCUAGGUCUGACAGGGAACGAGAGGACGGUGGGGGCCGAGGUUCCAGGUCUUCGAGAACGGAAAAGGAGAGGGAUCGUGAUGGCGAUCGACGUGAUCGUGAUCGACAUCGGAGCAGCCGCGACGACCCGACGAAAUCGUCGUCUUCGAGACGGUCACGUUCGCGCUCGCCUACACGCGACAAGGAUAGGUCGGACCGUCACCGUGAUCGGGAUCGAGAACGAGAUCGGGAAAAGACGCGUGAGCGUGAACGUGAGCGAGACGGUGAACGGGGAGAAGAUGGCAAGAGUAGCAGCACUCGAAGACACACAAGAAGCAGUCGGACGGACGGACAUCGGUCAUCGAGAACGAGUCGAAAGGAUGACAAGGAUGUCGGGUCUAACGCCGGUGACGAUGAUAGCGUUCGUGACGACGAUGGCAAACGAGAGAGCCGAAGGACAACUCGAUCAGAAGCGGAUCGAUCUCGAAAGCGCUCUCGUAGCUUGACUGCGGACGAUGAUACCGAUCGAUCACGCAACAAAAGACGGUAGAACCCCGGCGUCAAGUGUAAACCCUUGUAGAUAAUGCGAACGUCCCGUCGAUAUGGAUGAUUCGCUGUCAAUUUCGAAUGAUCACCACGUCAAUGGAGACGAAGAGCUAGUCUUUCUCGGUUGACCCCUAAACCUUGGUCCAUCGCUUUAUCUACCAUUGUCGGACUAUCAUACCAAAGUCGAUCAGGUUUAGACAGUACUCGUACAUCAGUUUCACCAGACUCGCAAGC